AUGAUAGUUCAACUUCAACUGUUGCAGCUCACACUGUUGGCGAGGGCAAGCUAUGCUGCUGCUGCCAGAGACCCAACGCAAAGAAGUUUCUUCUUGGAGAAGGAAAUGCAACCCGGCACAACCAUGAAAUAUAGCUUAGUUAGAAAUAUAAAUGGGGCAUGUCCCCUGCCCCGAAAAAUUGCUCAAUCGAUCCCCUUCUCUUCCGCAAAACUGCCAGAAGUUCUCAACAAAUUUUCUAUGGAGCCAACGCCCGUGGAAGCUGCUGUAAUUCAGGAAACCAUUCAAGAUUGUGAAAGUGGAACCCUUAAUGGAGAGGACAGAUAUUGCGCCACCUCCUUGGAGUCAAUGGCUGACUUCGCCAUGUCCAAGCUGGGAAGAAACGUUCAAGCAUUCUCGACAGAGGUCGAAAAGGGAGCCACCCUGCAGAAGUAG
Messenger RNA from Prunus mume (Japanese apricot), 432 nucleotides. The record is from RefSeq and is a predicted model, not a curated record. Lineage: Eukaryota; Viridiplantae; Streptophyta; Magnoliopsida; Rosales; Rosaceae.